GUGAUUUUUGCAUUUGACUGCUCUUUUGAAAUUGAAACAAUUGCUUAUUUGAAUGAAUUUUGAUAUUCUCUAAAUCUAGAAACUGAAAGGCCAAAGGGAACAGGCAAACUAUAAAACUUUACAAUGAAUCUUACAGUUUAAAAGAUGUUGAAGUUGUUACCAUCAGAUGUUCAGUCAAGAUUAAGAUCUGAUAUUGCUAUAACUAGUGUAGCACAAUGUGUAGAAGAACUGGUAUUAAAUUCACUAGAUGCUGGAGCUGUAUGCAUUGCUAUACGUGUAGAUAUGACAUGUUAUACAGUACAGAUUGUUGACAAUGGAGUGGGUAUUUCAAAGGAUGAUUUAAAGUUAGUUGGUCGAAGGUAUUCCACAAGUAAAUGUCACAAAUUAGAAGAUUUAGAUAAUCUGGAAUAUUUUGGAUAUCGAGGAGAAGCUUUAGCCAGUUUACGAGAUAUUUCUACAGCCUUAGAGAUACAUUCCCGCUCACGACAAUCUUCAAUCACCUACUGUAAACUUUUCAAACAUGGCAAAGGUGUGGAUGUUGUGGACUCCAAAUAUCCACGACCUUGUCCCGGAACCACAAUCACCGUCCAUAACCUUUUUUAUAAUCUACCUGUCAGACAGCUAAACAUCAUUGAUGGCUUAGAAUUAGAAAGGAUACGGUAUAGAGUGGAGGGUAUUGCUUUAAUGAACCCAAGUAUAAGUUUCAGUUUAAGAAAUGAUGCAACGGGUCAUGUUCUGUUGCAGACGCAGAAAAGUAACAGCGUUUUAACAGCUUUUAUGUACCUAUUUGGUGGUGGACUAUCUAAAUUUUUGAAACCUGUAGCAUUGACGAAAGAUUGUUUCAGACUUGAAGGUUAUAUAAGUAAGGAUGGCCAUAAUAAAAAGAAUCUUCAAUUUGUUUAUGUUAAUGGCCGUCUGGUUCUCAAGACGAAAGUACAUAAAAUGGUAACCAAAGCCAUGUCCAAUUGUCUUUUAUUCAGAAAGAAAAGAGGAGAAUGGAAGAAUAAUGGAACCCCAAUUAAAAGUCCACUUAAAUAUGGAGAUAAAUAUUCUAUCUUUGUCAUUAAUGUAAAGUGUCCUUAUAAUUCCUACGAUAUCACCUUUGACCCCCGAAAAACUUUAGUGGAAUUUAAAGACUGGGACACGUUAACUAAUGCCGUCGAUGAGUUGGUUAUGAAUUUUUUAAAGGCUGAAAAUCUACUAAGCACUAUUGUGAAAUCUGUAGAUAUCCCUGAAAAUACCAAUAUGUCAAACUCUGAAGAAAACACACCUUUUACACCUGAUGAUAAUGAGAUAUCAAAAAUGCAGAUUGAGGAUAAGGAUGAAAAUAAGCGUAGUGAAGAUCUCGAAAUAAGCACAUAUAAUACUAAUAAUAGUUUGUUUUCAAAAACUGUUCAAAGGCAGCCUGUUGCUAGUAGCAGCAGGGACAGAACUGAAACCAAUAUGGAAGAAGUAAACGAUCAACCAUUAGUGGAGGUUAAUAAUAAUGUAAACGUGUCAGUUAUAGAAUCAAACAGUCAGACAGCAUUAGAAGAGGCUGCAGAUAAACUUCAACUGCAAAUUACACCAUGCGAUAAAGAAUUUACAUCCGAAGAUGAGAUUCCAAUAUCAGCUGGUAACAAAGAAACAUAUUACAGAAAUGUGAAGUCUAGUUCAUCCAGUACUCUUACUAACACCACCUCUGAUAAUGACAGUGAAGAUGAUUUAAACGAACAGUCAGAAGAUCCACUACCAAAUAAGGUCUUAAAUGAAACCAGAAGAAGUGAAAAAUCAACUAAAACUCAAAAAAACGAUUUAAAGGAAGACAAAUGUAAAUUUAUAUCUCUUCCCACCAAAAACGUAGCUGCAGAGUCGGCCAUAAGGAAACUAAGACCCAACACAACACCAAAUAAUGAUGAUGUACAUGUAAAACUCACUGCUGCUCAAAAGAUAAGUGCUAAGUUGAAGGAAAGACAUCAGAUAACAUUGAUCCAAGAUGAACGUCAGCAAAAAAUAUCCAGUUCUUUAGAUAAAUUCAGGAAAAGAAACAAAUUGAACCAGACAACUGUAACCACAGAACUAGAAGAGGGAAGAGAUGCGAAUUCGAAUGGCCUAUUAAAGGAACCAGCAUUCAAUGCACCAAGGAAAAACACUGUCAGAUGUGACCAAUGUACUAAUAAAUUAGUGACUUGUGCUUCUUUUGGAGGUUUAUUUGGUCGACAAAUAGAUAGUGGAAACUUGCAAACUAAUGGAGAAUUGCAUACCACAAAUUUUAACAACAACUUUUGUCAUAGCGAAGCAGGUUAUAUUAAUAAAACAAAAAGUUCUUUGAGUAAGCGAACAAAUCUUGCUGCAGCAGAUGGAUCCUCUGUGCCUAAAAAGUCAAAAUUUAUGACAUCCGAAUCAUUUGUGAUGACACCAAGGACAGCAUUUAUUCAAGUGCGUUCACUGCUUAAAAAAAUGGAGUCUGGAGACAGUUCAACAGAAUCUGAUCAGCCCCAACAGAUGCUUUCUUCUCAGGUACCUUCUUAUUCAUCUCAAACCCAUGAAAACCUGCAACCAAAUGCUGCUUCAACUUCAUAUGUAAGCAUUGAAGAAUCUUCAUUAUUGAAAAGCAGUACCAGUAAAGACAAUGACAGAAAUUUCAAAGUGCCUUUGCCAGUUUUUGAUCACAGCAUGCGGAACGCCUUUACCUCCUUCAGAGCUACCUCAGACAAAGCUAUUAAUCUUUUGACUACCUGUUCAAGCAAGCCUGUUGAGGAGAAAAACCAGAGUAUUUCUCAGUCAUUCACCUCAUGCUCGGAUUGUGAUUUGACUAUAGAAACAGAGAAAAAUGAUAUUAAAUCAUCUCAAGGUUUUGAAGCACACGUUUUUGAAGAGGUCCAGACAGAGAAUGACAUUGACAGGCUCCAAAAUUAUGAGAGCCAAUGUUUUAGUUUUGGAAUUGUCAAGGAGAGUCAAAAAGAGAAGAGUAUUUUAAUGAGCGAUACUGAAAAACAAGAUGGCUACUCAAUGCCGUCUGCUACUGAACAGUCAUUUUCCACUAUUUUAGAAGAAAAUCUGAGUUCUACUAAUGUUGAUCAAGUGUUAUUGACAGAUCAUGUACAAAGUAGUCUUGAAAGAGAGAGUACCAGUAUACCAUGUGGACAAAUAGAAACGUUUCCAUUACAGACAGAUUCUUACUCCAUAACAGACAUAUUAUCAGAUAUUUCGGACAAAUCUCCCAAAAACCAAUGUGAACUGGAUAACAGUAAGACUUUACCUACCAACGACAGAGCUAAUAAAUCUAAACAGGAUGUUCUUGAACCAAAUGUUGUGGAACAGAAAACGACUGAAUCCCUUGAAGAGAAAGUUACCAUGUGUAGGUCUGAUGAUUUAGGAAAUAAUAUGACAGUGGGUGGUGAAAUUAAAGAAAUUAAAGAUUUAGAUGUUGAAAUGUCAAACAGUGAGGGAAAUACUUUACAACUGAUAGCAAGUGAUGUAGAAUAUAUUCAAACAUUGUGGAUUGAAAUGAAAGAUGAUAAUACAGGUAAACAGAUCUAUGUUAAUCGUCACACUGGAAAUUCUAUUUAUGAAACAGAAUGGAAGAAAUUACAAAAAAAUAUAACAAAAGAAGAAAAUAACAAACCUAAGGACAAGAUAACUGAGACAAAGGAGUCUGUAUUAAGCUUAGAUAUAAAUGAGAGUGAGAAACUACAGGAUAUGAUAACACAACAUUUUGAUGACAGUGAAGACAAGUUUAUAAAAUGGAGAAGUAAAACAUCAGACGACAGUUCUGUUGAUCCAGGAAAAACAAGUGUUAAUGACAUGUUUGAAUCAUGGGAGAAUCCAAUUUGUGAAAGAGUUGUUCAGUCAACCGUAAAUGCUGAAGUACAACAUACAAGUAGACCAGGAUUAAAAUCCUAUCAGUCUUUACAUCAGAUUAUAUUUACUAAAGAUAUGUUAUCUUGUAUGGAGGUAUUAGGACAAGUUGAUAUCAAGUUUAUAGCAUGUUUAAUAUCUACACCUAGUAAUACAUCUGCAACAACCCCUAAUCUAUUAGUUAUGAUGGAUCAACAUGCUGCUCAUGAACGAGUUCGCUUAGAACAAUUUACGGCAGAAUUAUUUGAAGAUGAUGAUUGUGAUGUAAUAAAGAGAUCAGAUGUAACACCACCUAUAUCUCUAGAUCUGACACCAGAAAUAGUACGAGUAGUUAACUCAUUUCAACAGGAAUUCCAACGAAUAGGUAUAAAAUUCUCAGGUAAUGACAAGAAUAGAAAUCAGAUAAAGCUACAUACGAUACCUGCUUGUAUAGUUGAAAGAGAGGCUAACGAACUCAAGAGAGGUAAAAGAUCAAUAGCUACAGAAUUUGUUCAGGAACUCAUCUCUGAGCAUGUUGAGUAUCUACAGAAUACAAGUGGUGCUAGAAGAAGGUUACCUCUUGCUCUACAUAAAAUACUAGCUACAAAAGCUUGUAAAGGUGCUAUUAAAUUUAAUGAUAAUUUAUCUAAAAGACAAUGUCAGGAGUUAAUUACAGCUCUGUCUAAAUGUGAUUUACCAUUUCAAUGUGCUCAUGGUCGUCCAUCAGUUAUACCACUAUUUGAGUUAGAUCAGCAUUAUAAACAUAAUAAUCAGGUAAAACCACGCCCUAGACUUGACAAUCUGAUGAAAGGUAUUAACCUGACUACCCAGUAAAGAAUUCUGAUACAAUUUAACCAAUACAAGUGAUAAAUAGAGAGAGGUGUAUUAAAUUUGGUGGAAUAAAGAUUGAUAUUAUUUGCAAUCUGGCAACAAACUACUUAAAUAAGAUUAAAACAUAGAUAUGACGUCACCCUUUGAUGUUUUUAACUAGUAUAUAGGAGAAUGUACGCUUUUCUUAAACAAUCGUCUAUUAUUUAUAAAACUGUCCAUUAUUUAUUGAAAAUAAUGGACAUGUUUACCAAUAAAAGAGACUUAUCUGAAAAAUGAACAUGUAUUUUGGGAUAAUUCUCUGAACAAAUUAAAUUACAGAACAUGAAAUUACUUUAAAACCUCAUAGUUACCGAAAUGUCACAUGACCGAAUGUUGAUUUUACGUGUUUGUCGACAUAAAGAAUUCCACUUAAAUCCGUCCGUUAUAUGUCACACUUUCGUUUAAUAGUACGUUCGGCACUAUAUCGGUGAUACGUUUGUAUACGCCCACAUUUUCACAUUUUCUUUGUGGACACUUUACAGGUCAUAACUUGAAAUAUAGGUAUAUAAACUGAACCAUGUGUGUUUAUAACCCAAAGAUCAAAUAUCGAGUACAUUACCAAUGUAAUGAGUAUCCAAAUGCUUAUCACAUAUAUUCUCAUUAUUAAUAUUUGUUUUCGACUGUGUUACUGUUAUAAACAUGUCAUCUCCAUGUCGAAUAUUUUGGACUGUCUGUGUAUGCUUGCAUUGUAUGACUGGAGUGUUUUGUCACAUGCAUUCAUGAACAUGUGCAUAUAUCCAUUAUUUUGUGGCUUGUUCUUUUAGAAAACUAUACAGUACUUGUAUCUCUAUGAUGCUAAUGCCCCUCAGUUGUUCUUUCUAUUUACAUAAUGGACAGUCUUCGAUCAUUAUCUAUCACUUACAAUUUCAUUAUAGAAUUUCAAAAUGUCCAGAUCGUAGCAAAUCCAAUUCAACAGGUUGCUGAUAUUACCAUUCUUAAAGUCCAAACAUCACAAUAUUCGACCGGAGUGUCCAUCAAGGAUUGAUAAUUUUUUUUAGAUCUAAUUUAAUUCAACACUUUAUUUUAACCGAUAUAGGGAUAUUUUCUAUGCAUGUUAUAAUACUUAAAGAUACAUUAUGUAAGAUUUAGAUAAAGAACUGGCCGUUCUUGCUAUAAUAGUUCAAAAAUAGAUGAUGGCAAAUGAAUUAAAAUUUCAUUCAAAUUACUUUAUUCUGAUCGAUUUACGCUUUUACAAGAUAUGGCAUUAUUUGUUUAUUAUCGUUGCAACCUUACUAGUGAUUUAGCCUCGAUUUGCCAUUUUUAAAUUAAAUUAAAUUAAUAAAUAGGGACCUUGUUUUAAUCUAUUUAAAUCUCCACCAUGCGAUGAUCUAGAGAGUUGAUUAUAGGUUUGUCAUGUGAAUAAAUGUCUAGAUAAUGGGCAGAUUUAGCUCUUACAUAAUGCAUCUUUAAUAUGUGUGAAAUCCCAUUAUUUUGUGAUAUUUAAUUUCCUGUGAUCAUUACAGUUAUGUUUUGUUUAUUUAUUGAAUUAAUUUAUUUAUUUGUUAUAUAUUGUUAAUGAAUGCAAUGCUGUGAUUCAACCACUCAAUAAAAUUUGUGAUACAUGU
Molecule: messenger RNA, 6254 nt
Organism: Patella vulgata (common limpet)
Lineage: Eukaryota; Metazoa; Mollusca; Gastropoda; Patellidae
Product: DNA mismatch repair protein Mlh3
Exons: 15
Coding region: 145-4653 (1502 amino acids)
Biological process (GO): mismatch repair
Cellular component (GO): mismatch repair complex
Molecular function (GO): ATP hydrolysis activity; ATP binding; mismatched DNA binding
Source: RefSeq, a predicted model, not a curated record